Molecule: messenger RNA, 657 nt
Organism: Parascedosporium putredinis
Lineage: Eukaryota; Fungi; Ascomycota; Sordariomycetes; Microascales; Microascaceae
Source: the annotation of a GenBank genome assembly
AUGGCGACAACGAGCCAAAGCCAAGAACAAGAUGAGGACUACCCGCGCUACAUGGUAGCCGGCACCUUGAGCAUGGCAUCACAAUAUGUUCAGAGCCACUACCCACGCCUCUCCGCCAACCUCCCCGACCAACCAUGCACCAUUGCGGCCGUCCUCCACGAGUGCGCCAAAGCGGUCGAAGGAGCCACCAUUCCUUUCGCUAUGCCCGCGAACCCCAACCGCCUCCCCAAACCCAUCUCCCAAGAACGCCUGCACGCCAUCCAGGACAAGGUCCUCAAAGAGACUGCGAACCAAGACCAGUUGCCACACGUGCUUCUCCCCGUCGGCUCCAAGAGCAAUCUUCCCACCGUCACGUGCUCCUUCAUUCUCAAGGCCCUCAACUGGGAACUGGGCAUGGCCCAGGAGAACUUCCAUAACGUGCCGGCGCUGUGGGAUAGUGGCGCGGGGGUCGUCUGCGUCACGGACGACGUUCUCAGCCGUGGCUUCAAGGCCCACCUCCAGGACGACAAGCACGACGCCUCUCGGGUCACUGCUAGCAAGGGGCCGAGGAUCCAGAUUUCGUGCCUCGUCGAGUUUUCCAACCUCACGAUGGUCCAGUUCGACACGGCCGCGCUCGUCAUCCCCGCGGGCUCAGCCCCCAACGGCUGGUCGGGGUGA